AUGGCCUCAUUCCCUCGCGCCCUCCCGUUCCCCCUCCCCGUCCCCUCACGCCUUGCCCUCAUCGCCCUCCUCGCGCUCAUCGCGCUCCUCCGCCAGGCGGAAGCCUACACCGACCCGCCGAUCCCCGACGGGUGCGUCACGGAGAUAGCGGAGGUGGACCGGGAGGCCAUGCGCGCGGUGUACGCGACUCUGCCCGAGAAUAUGUUCUGGCACGACGGCAUUCCGCAGUACAAGCUGUUCAACGACAGCCACAACAUCUCAAUCUGCUGCGUCGUGCCCGCUGGUGUCUCGUGCCCCCUCUGGUGCCCGCUCAAGUGCACUCACGCCGGCCGCAUAACGGGCAUUUUUUACGACCCGAGCCGCCAAGACAUGCUCGGGCCCGGCGGGAGCGGAGGGAGCUGCCCGCCCGGCGCGCUGUCGCCCGCCAUUGGCGAUCUCACGGAGCUGUCGUUCCUUUUUUUCCGCAACUCGUGCCUCGCCGGCGACUUGCCGGACUCCGUCACGCGCCUCCAGAAGCUGACGAGUUUUGAAAUGCCCGAAAACAACUUCUCCGGGCCCAUUCCGCCUGGCCUCUUCCGCCUGCCCGCGCUCCGCCACGUGGAUCUGGGCACAAUCCGCGCUCCGCGCUACUUUCAAUACCGGGAACUUCAGCCUCAACCUCAAUAUAAAGGCCUUUCGGGGUCCCUUCCCGACGGGCCCGACGCGUACUCCCCGUCGCUGGAAACGGUCAUCCUGUCCGGCAACGCGCUCUCGGGGGAGCUUCCGCGCGCCCUUCUCUGCGCGCCCGCGCUGCGCCGGUUGGACCUGCAGAGCAACAAUUUCACGGGGGAACUCCCGGGGGGAGCGGGCGCGUAUUCGCCGAGCAUUACCGCGCUCAUCCUGCGCAACAACAGCCUGUCCGGCGCUGUUCCGCCCGCGCUGGCGGAGAUGACGGCGCUACAGAAACUCGACCUGGGGAAGAACCGUCUAUCCGGCGCGGUGCCCGCGGCGCUGCGCGACUCCGAAUCGCUCAAAGCGCUCGACGAGGUGCGGCUCGACAGCAACGCGCUCACCGGGCCGUUCUGCGACGCGCUGCUGCCGGCGCGAGGGCUCUGGCUGGGCUUCAACGACCUGGGCGGCGCCAGUGGCGGGAGCAGCGCCAGUGGCGGCGGCGGAGGUGAGGGGGAGGAAGGUGGGGGCUCUCUGCACGGCUGCGUGCUGCCCGCGAAGCUAGAUAUUCUCUGCGCGCCCCACGUGGGGCUGAGGGGGAGCGUUCCGCACGACCUGUUCCUGGCGACGAACGCGCAGACGGGGCGCAAGCCCUUCAUGGGCGGCUUGGGUAGGAUUAUCCAGAUCGACCUGAGCCACAACAGCCUCUCGGGCAGCCUGAAGGCUUUCAUGGUGCUUCCGUCCGGGGUCUUGGACUUGUCGCACAACAACUUCUCCGGCAGUAUUCCCGAAACGUUUUUCACCGAAUUUUCGCGCGUGGACCUGCGGUUUAACGAGCUGUCGGGGCCGGUGUUUGACGCGCGCCGGGAGGCGUCGAAUCGGCAUUGGAAUUACGACUGGGACAGGCUGCGCGUGAGCAACAACAGCGCGCGCAUGGCGGGCGCCGUGGGCGCGGGGUACCUCCCCGCGCCGACGCCUGGCGUGCAGGCGUCCGCUGCGGAGACUGAGGCGCUGCUGGCGGUGCGCGAUGCUCUCCUGGGGGAAGCAGCGGGGGGAGAAGCGGGGGGAGCAGUGGGGGGAGCAGCGGGGGGAAUUGAGUUGGUGAAUGGCAGAGGAAGCUCGUGGGCGGAGAUGCUGCGCAGCUGGGACGCGAGCAACAGCAGUGCGUGUGCGUGGUACGGCGUGGGAUGCACAGCAGACGGACACGUGGACACCCUGCACCUGAUAGGCAACACUUUCGUCUCCUCGCACACCAACUACGUCCCGGAAUCGCCUGAAUGCGAGUACGACCGGUACGGAGACAAGGUAUGCGCGCACGACGUUCCGCCGCCUCCCCCCCGAGUGCGCUUCUUCCUGCAGGGCCUCCCGGGCAGCAGCUCGAACAGCAGUGGGAGUGUGAGUGCGAGUGGGAGUCUGUCGGAGGCGGUGGGGCAGCUGACGCAGCUCACCUCUCUACGCAUCUCCGGACACGCCCUCUCCGGCGGCCUGCCGUCGUCCCUCUCACGCCUCUCUCACCUCGUCGCUCUUGACCUCUCCUCCAACCGCCACCUCUCCGGCUCCAUCCCCCCCGCCCUCUUCGCCCUCCCCUCGCUGCGAGAGCUCUCCCUCCGUGGGAACAACCUCACGGGAGAGGUCCUCCCAUCCACCACUGCAGCAGCAGCAGAAGUAGCGGCGCUGUCACCGAGAUUGGAGAGUCUAGACGAGGGGGCGAACGCUCUCUCGGGGUCCAUUCCAGCUGACGUGGGUCUUCUGACGGGGCUGACGCGCCUGGCGCUGGACCACAACCGGCUGGAUGGCAGCUUGCCAAGGGAGCUCGGCGCGCUCUGGAUGCUCACACACCUGCAGCUGCAGGGGAACGCCCUCCAGGGGGACGUCUCUGCACUCGCUGCCGCCUUCCCCCCCCCUGCUGCUGCUGCUGCUGCUGCUGCUGCUGCUGCUGCUGCUGCUGCUGCUGCUGCUGACGCUGCUUCUGCUGCUGCUGCUGCUGCUGCUGCUGACGCUGGCAGUACUGCCGACUCUGCUGCCCCCAGUGCGCCUGUCUUGUGGGGACUCAGCGGGGUGUUCCCGCUGCUGACUCAUCUGGAUGUCAGCAGCAACCAGCUCUCAGGCGACGCAGCCACGCUCUUCCCUCUCCAGCAAUACUUCCACACACUCAACAUCUCUCACAACCACCUCACGUGCAGCCCCAGCAAUGCCUCCUGGGACGCGUACUGCCUGGACCUCUCACACAACCGCAUCAGUGCCCCGCUGCAGGACCUCUUCGGGAAAGAGGACAGCUUCGUUUCGACCAUGCUGCGCCUGUCGCACAACCAGCUCUCGGGACCCAUCCCUGCCGUGCUCCUGCGAAGAAAAGUGCAAGAAGAGCUGGACCUUUCCCACAACCUGCUCACGGGUUCGAUUCCUACCAUCACCAAUUUAUACUCCAUGAAGACUCUCAACCUGUCGUACAACCAGCUGUCCGGCACCAUUCCCAAGUUAAGUGCCACGCUGAUAUUAUGUGACCUGUCCCACAACCGGCUCACCGGGAUAGUCCCACCAGCGCCGCCUGCAAUGGAGCACCUGAAUGUGAGCUGGAACAAGCUUGACGGGUUUGCCCAAUGGCAGUAUCAGGCGGGUACUGGGUUGGAGAGUCUGGACGCAUCACACAAUGCCAUGGAUGGAAAUCUGCCGGAUUUGGGCAACAGUGAUGGGCUUAUGAGCCUGACCUAUCUGGACCUCUCCUACAAUGCGUUAAGUGGCACUCUUUCAAAGGAUACUUACCCAUUUUGGGAGCAACCGACAAGCUUUACAGGAAGUGUGAAUCGUAGGAGCGGGGUGGAGGUUCGGCUGAGCCACAAUAGGCUCACGGGAAGCAUCUCUAACUUCAUCUUCUCCUCGUCCCCCUCACUGCUCGACCUCUCCCACAACCAGUUCUCUGGCCCCAUGCCAGACCCUUUCCAGGGGGACAGCCGGAGCUUGUUUAUCGACCUUCUCUCCUACAUGGACCUCUCUUCAAACAAGCUCACAGGAAGCAUCUCCAAUGCUCUUCUCACCGGCCUCACAGCCCUGUCCCACUUGGAUCUCUCCGACAACCUGAUCUCAGGCUCGCUGCCCAGCUCCCUCGCUGCUCUUCCUCCCCUUACCCACCUGGACCUCUCACGCAACAAGCUCAAUGGCUCUCUGCCUGCCUUCUGCCAGGGCAAGCAGCGCCUCGCCUCUCUCCUCCUCUCCUCCAACGCUUUCUCCGGCCCCCUCUCCUCCCUCCUCCCCUCCUCCUCCUCCUCCUCCUGCGCCUCCUCCCUCAUCUCUCUAGGCAUCUCCAACAACCAGCUCUCCGGCUCACUCCCCGAGUCCCUCUCACGCUUCACCACUCUGCACUCCUUACAAGCUUCGCGCAACAGCAUGAGCGGCAGCAUCCCUGCAGGGCUGGCGUCGCUGACAGCCCUGCAGGAGCUGGACAUGUCAUGGAGCGGGCUGUCAGGCACCAUCCCUGCCACGCUCCUGCGAGACAAAGUGCAAGGACAUCUGGACCUCUCCCACAACCUGCUCACAGGUUCAAUUCCUGCCAUUGACAAUUUAUACUCCAUGAAGACGCUCGACCUGUCGUACAACCAGCUGUCCGGCACCAUUCCCAAGCUGGAUGGCUCCCUGAUAACAUGUGACUUGUCCCACAACCAGCUAUCCGGGAAAGUCCCGCCGGCGCCACCUGCAUUGAUGCAUCUGAACGUGAGCUGGAACCAGCUUGACGGGUUUGCCCGGUGGCAGUACCAAGAGGGUACGGGGUUGAGAAUUCUGGACGCGUCUCACAAUGCCAUGGCUGGAAAUCUGCCGGAUUUGGGCAACAGUGAUGGGCUUAUGAGCCUGAAUCAUCUGGACCUCUCCUACAAUGCGUUUACUGGCACUCUUGCAGAAAAGACUUACCCGUUCUUGGAGCAAGCGACAAGCUCUACAGGAAGUGUGCAAAGUAGCCAGAGCUUCUCACUCGAGUUUUUCUCCCACUUGGACCUCUCUUCCAACAAGCUCACAGGAAGCAUCUCUAAUGCUCUUGUCACCGGCCUCACAGCCCUAUCCCACUUGGAUCUCUCCGACAACCUGCUCUCGGGCUCGCUGCCCCGCUCCCUCGCUGCUGUCCCCCCCCUCACCCAUCUGGACCUCUCUCGCAACAAGCUCAAAGGCUCCCUGCCUGCCUUCUGCCAGGGCAAGCAGCGCCUCGCCUCUCUCCUCCUCUCCUCCAACGCUUUCUCCGGCCCCCUCUCCUCCCUCCUCCCCUCCUCCUCCUCCUGCGCCUCCUCCCUGCUCUCCCUCAACGUCUCCACCAACCAGCUCUCCGGCUCGCUCCCCUCGUCCCUCUCGCGCUUCACCGCUCUGCACUCCUUGCUAGCGGCGCGCAAUCGCAUGAGCGGCAGCAUCCCUGCAGGGCUGGCGUCCCUGAAGGCCCUGCAGGAGCUGGACGUGUCGUGGAGCGGGCUGUCAGGCACCAUCCCUGCGCUGCUGCGUGCUGCUGCCCCCUCCCUGCAAGUGCACCUCGCUGGCAACGCCCUCUCUGGCUCUGUGCCCCCCUCUCUCUCCGAUCUGCCCACCUCCUGCUUCCGCCCCGGCAACCCCAAGCUCUGUGGGAAGCCCCUGCCUGACUGCAAGAAGCGGUCUACUAAGCCCAGGAAGGGCCGGGUGUAG
Closterium sp. NIES-65 is the source of this 5301-nucleotide messenger RNA. Lineage: Eukaryota; Viridiplantae; Streptophyta; Zygnematophyceae; Desmidiales; Closteriaceae. The record is from the annotation of a GenBank genome assembly.